AUGGCCAAGGCUUCUAUCAACGACGUUGUUACCCGAGAGUACACCAUCCACCUUCACAAGCGAGUCUUCGGUGUCCAGUUCAAGAAGCGAGCUCCCCGAGCCGUGAAGGAGAUCAAGAAGUUCGCCAAGCUCCACAUGGGUACUGAGGAUGUCCGACUCGACCCCGCUCUCAACAAGGAGCUGUGGAAGCGAGGAAUCAAGGGUGUUCCCCACCGAAUGCGACUCCGAAUCUCUCGAAAGCGAAACGACGAGGAGAACGCCAAGGAGAAGCUCUUCUCUUACGUCCAGGCCGUCAACGUUCCUUCCGCCAAGGGUCUCGAGACCACUGUCGUUGAGGUUGACGAGGAGUAA
Messenger RNA from Yarrowia lipolytica CLIB122, 351 nucleotides. Its product is annotated as 60S ribosomal protein eL31. The record is from RefSeq and is a predicted model, not a curated record. Lineage: Eukaryota; Fungi; Ascomycota; Dipodascomycetes; Dipodascales. Gene Ontology annotation, cellular component: cytosolic large ribosomal subunit; ribosome. Gene Ontology annotation, biological process: cytoplasmic translation. Gene Ontology annotation, molecular function: structural constituent of ribosome.